CCUUCCUUACACACCUUAUUUGCAACAUACACAGUCAUUCACUCUCUUUUGAGUUUUGCUUUUGAACGCCUAUUGCGACGCCGUGCAGACUCGCAUAGAGAUAUGCCACAUUCUCUAUAACCUUUACUACAGUCAAGCUUCAGACUUGCACUUAUUAUAGUGGAGGUGCAUGCGACGACCCGCUGCUGACAUUUCCGAGCUCUAAGCGCAACGUAUGCGAUUAAGUGACGCACAUCCGCCGGGCAUCGCACCCAAACUUCCGACACUCACUUGACACGCCAACAUGGAUGAUGACGUUCUAGAGAUCAAUCUGAAGAUUCUAUCCCCGUCGACUGAAGUCAAGGGCGAUAUCAAUCUCCCUUCCAUUGCCGCUACCACCACUAUCAGCGAGCUCAGGGCCCGAUUACAGAAUGAGAUUGAGACCAGGCCUGCUGUGGAGCGCAUGCGGUUGAUAUAUCGGGGGAGGGUAGUUGCCAACGAUUCGGAUUCAUUGAUAAACAUCUUUGGGCUUGAGAAUAUUCGCACAUCCAAAGAUCAGACUCUCCACCUUGUCCUACGCGAAUUACCCCAAUCAGCGACAGACUCUGCUGCUACUGCUGCUCCACGAUCGUCUACCGCACCCCCAAAUCCCUUCCGUCCGGUCCCAAAUCCGCCAGAAACACCUACUCCAACGGUCCCCUUGCGACCAGCUGAACAGGUACCUCGACCCAAUACACAGCCGCCUUUCCAGCAACAUCCACCGGGUCUCCAAUAUCAAAACCACCAUAAUCUGCCACCGAACCCACCUGUAUUUGCAGUUCCGGGAGGAAUUCACAACCCUGUACUGCAACAGCAUAUUGGCCAGCUUCUCGCGCGGACGCAGGGCUUAAAUGCUGCCCAAGGACAGGAUGGUCACCUUCGUCUUCCAAGAGACGGAUCUCCAGCCCCUGGGGGAGAUGCAAGCACGCCAUCGCCUGGAGCAGUACCUACGGCAGGUCCGGGACACGCCCACCCACCAGGGAAUACUACCCGAAUCAUUCGCCAUGAGAGCAUAGGACCUAAUGGGGAACGUUGGACCUACACGGUCAACAACACAAGCAUAACGAUUCCGGCCCAUACUCAUGCGCAGUCCAUGGCUCCCCGUCCAUUUCCACAUCCACCUGGCUUUGCUCUGCCGGCUAGGCCGCUAUCAGGAGUUCCGGCAGCUGGAGUCGAUCAGCUGCUGACUCGUACGAGUGCUGAGCUUCAGCAAGCCAGACAAGAGAUGGAGAAUGUUAGGGUAUUACUGCAGCGACCAGGUGGUCAAGCAAGGGGCAUAUCGCCCGACGACACAUUACUUCCACCUGCAUGGCGUAUUGACCGCAUUCGACUUCACUUGAAUAACAUCACAUUAACGCUCGAUAGCCUGCAACACAGGCUCGCUGCUUUAUCUACGGAAUCGGCCGUGCCCCAAACCAGAGAUUUGGCGUCAAUGCAGCAGACUGCAGCAGACCUCAGAAGCCAGGCGGCGGACUUGCGUAACACGUUGGGCCGAUUACAGGCUCAGAAUGCAUCCAACCAAGGAUCUACAAUCCCAAAUGGUCUUUCUUCUUCGUCUUCCUCAACCCCAAACGCAUCACAGCAAACGUCAGCUGCUCAAGCACCCAUAGGCAAUGAUGCUGGCAAUUCAAGUCUUGCGAGCAGCGGUCCUGAAUUAUUCAUUUUAUCAAGUCCUCAGGGGCCUGUUGGCAUUUUGUUCGACCAACGUGGCACGUAUUCUACGGCACCAAUGGUGCCUACUCUGCCCUUCCAAGCUUUCACGCAGCAGUUUUCCGCCAACAGACAAAUCCUAUCAGGCCUGGGACAGCAGCUCGCUCACAAUAAUGUUCAAUUACGAAACCAGAUUGCCACUGCACAACCUGCUAACAAUGCUCAGCCUGCAACAACUAAUCAACCCAACCAGGAGAGGCCUCAGAACCAGAACCAGAACCAGGUCCAGAAUCAGGUUCAGAACCAAAACCAAGCGCUCAACCAAGCACAGCCCCAAGCCCCCGAUCCGGAUCGCGUUAUGGUCAUGUUUGGUCAUGCAUGGCUCAUCGUGAAGCUUGCAUUUUUUGUCUAUUUUUUCGCUGGCGGUGGUUCGUGGUACAGACCAAUGCUGAUAGGUGGUAUUGCCGCCGCCGUCUACCUGGCGAAUUUGGGGAUGUUUGAAGGCCAAUUUGAUGGCAUUCGACGCCACUUCGAAGGGCUGCUUGGGCUUAUCGACCAACACCCGAACCGUGCCAAUGCGCCACGCAACAACAAUGGCCGUGCAGCACAGAGAAAUCCUACCCCAGAGGAAGCCGCCCAGCGCCUUGUCCAGGAGCACCAUGAAAGGCGGGUUGGGUGGGCAAGGGAAACCUUCCAUACAGUCGAGCGCGCCUUCGCGUUGUUCGUUGCUAGCCUUUGGCCGGGCAUUGGUGAACGCAUGGUGCAGGCCCAAGAGGAGAGGGAGAGGGCGGAGCGUGCGGCGGAAGAAGAGCGUGCGAGGCAAGAAGAGGAGAAGAGAAACCUGGAAGCACAGCAGGCGGAAGAGGAAGCCUCUCGAUCGUCAACUGUAGGGUCCAAGGCUGAGAUCAAGAGCGACGAGACCAACCCUCAACCCUCAUCUAGCAAAGGCAAGGAAAGGGCAGAAUAUCCAGUGGACUCGGACGCAGUCGUUGCAUCGUCAUCUUCUUAAUUUCGUAGCACAACUAGCGGCGCACAGCUUGGAACUUGUGGUCCUGUAUGCGUUUUGGUCUCCUUUUUCUUUAUUUUGAAUAGCGGGAGCACUUUUCGGCAUUAGAUACCAAAUGACAUUUCUUACGAUC
Messenger RNA from Aaosphaeria arxii CBS 175.79, 2807 nucleotides. RefSeq lists its product as uncharacterized. Gene Ontology annotation, biological process: endoplasmic reticulum unfolded protein response. The transcript is spliced from 2 exons. Bases 284 to 2677 code for a protein of 797 amino acids. NCBI's taxonomy places the organism in Eukaryota, Fungi, Ascomycota, Dothideomycetes, Pleosporales. Gene Ontology annotation, molecular function: protein binding. The record is from RefSeq and is a predicted model, not a curated record.